AUGCCUAUAAUCGACCAUACUUUACUUGGGCUCCAUAUUUGCCUUUUUGGAAGCUCAAAUAGAAUUCCAACAUUGAACCAUGGCAAUGACGAAUUAAAGACCAAAUUCAGCCAGCCUGAAAAAAGUCUUCAAGAAAACAUUCACUCAAAGACUCUAAAAGAUCUUAAAGGAUGGAAAAAGAACUUUUAUCUAGAACCUAAAAGAAAUAUCCAAAGAUUUACCAAAAUAUUUGAGGACUUAUAA
Messenger RNA from Dentiscutata erythropus, 243 nucleotides. The record is from the annotation of a GenBank genome assembly. NCBI's taxonomy places the organism in Eukaryota, Fungi, Glomeromycota, Glomeromycetes, Diversisporales, Gigasporaceae.